GUUAGUUUAUUCUUUAUUUACAGUUACUAGACAAAUCAUAUAAUUACAAACAUGGUUGCUUCAUCCAUUUUAGGUUUCCCACGUAUCGGUGGUCAAAGAGAGUUGAAGAAGACUACUGAGUCUUACUGGCAAGGUAAGGUUGACGUUGCUACUUUGCUUGCUCAAGGUAAGGAAUUACGUGAAACCAACUGGAAGCUCCAAAAGGCUGCUGGUGUUGAAAUCAUCCCAUCUAACGAUUUCUCCUACUAUGAUCAAGUUCUUGAUCUUUCCUUGUUGUUCAACGUUAUCCCAACUCGUUACACCAAAUACAACUUGGCCCCAAUUGAUAUUUUGUUCGCCAUGGGUCGUGGUUUGCAAAGAAAGGCUACUGACUCUACCCCAGCUGUUGAUGUCACUGCCCUUGAAAUGGUUAAGUGGUUUGACUCUAACUACCAUUAUGUUAGACCAACCUUUUCCCACUCCACUGAAUUCAAGUUGAACACUGAAGCCGGUCUUAAGCCAGUUGAUGAAUACUUGGAAGCUAAGGCUCUUGGUAUUGAAACCAGACCAGUUAUCUUGGGUCCAAUCUCUUACCUUUACCUUGGUAAGGCUGACAAGGACUCUCUUGACCUUGAACCAAUCUCCCUUUUGGAAAAGAUUUUGCCAGUUUACGAAGAAAUCCUCUCCAAGUUGAAGGAAGCUGGUGCUACUCAAGUUCAAAUCGAUGAACCAAUUCUUGUUCUCGAUCUUCCUGAAUCCGUCCAAAACAAGUACAAGGCCACUUACGACCAACUUACUGCCAACGCUGCUUUGCCAGAACUUGUCUUGACCACCUACUUCGGUGAUGUCAGACCAAACUUGGCUGCCAUUAAGGACCUUUCUGUUUCUGGUUUCCACUUUGACUUUGUUAGAGUUCCAGAACAAUUCGAUGAUGUUGUCGAAAUCUUGAACGACAAGCAAACUCUUUCUGUUGGUAUCGUUGACGGUAGAAACAUUUGGAAGACUAACUUUGCCAAGGCUUCUGAAUUCGUUCAAAAGGCUAUUGCCAAGCUUGGCCAAGACAGAGUUAUUGUCUCCACCUCCUCUUCUUUGUUGCACACUCCAGUUGACCUUGCCAACGAAAAGAAGUUGGAUGCCACCGUUAAGGACUGGUUCUCUUUCGCUACCCAAAAGCUUGACGAAGUUGUUGUUAUUGCCAAGAACGUUUCUGGUGCUGAUGUUUCCAAGGAACUCGAAGCUAACGCUGCUUCUAUCAAGUCUAGACAAGAAUCUCACAUCACUAACGACCCUGCUGUUCAAGAAAGAUUGACCACCAUCAAUGAAUCCUUGGCCACCAGAAAGUCUAACUUCGAACAAAGAUUGCCAUCUCAACAAGAAAAGUACAACUUGCCAUUGUUCCCAACCACCACCAUUGGUUCUUUCCCUCAAACCAAGGAUAUCAGAAUCAACAGAAACAAGUUUGCCAAGGGUGAAUUGUCUGCUGCUGAUUACGAAGCCUUCAUCAACAAGGAAAUCGAAACUGUUGUUAGAUUCCAAGAAGAAAUUGGUUUGGAUGUCUUGGUCCAUGGUGAACCAGAAAGAAAUGAUAUGGUUCAAUACUUCGGUGAACAAUUGACUGGUUUCGCUUUCACCACUAACGGUUGGGUCCAAUCUUACGGUUCUAGAUACGUUAGACCACCUAUCGUUGUCGGUGAUGUUUCCAGACCAAAGGCUAUGACCGUCAAGGAAUCUGUCUACGCUCAAUCCAUCACUUCUAAGCCAAUGAAGGGUAUGUUGACCGGUCCAGUUACUUGUUUGAGAUGGUCUUUCCCAAGAGAUGAUGUCUCCCAAAGAGUCCAAGCCUUGCAAUUAGGUUUGGCCUUGAGAGAUGAAGUCAAUGACUUGGAAGCCGCCGGUAUCACCGUCAUUCAAGUUGAUGAACCAGCUAUCAGAGAAGGUUUGCCAUUGAGAGCUGGUAAGGAAAGAUCCGACUACUUGAACUGGGCUGCUCAAUCUUUCAGAGUUGCUACUUCUGGUGUCGAAGACUCCACUCAAAUCCACUCCCAUUUCUGUUACUCUGAUUUGGAUCCAAACCAUAUCAAGGCUUUGGAUGCUGAUGUCGUCUCUAUUGAAUUCUCUAAGAAGGAUGACCCUAACUACAUCCAAGAAUUCUCUAACUACCCUAACCACAUUGGUUUGGGUUUGUUCGAUAUCCACUCCCCAAGAAUUCCUUCCAAGGAAGAAUUCAUCACCAGAAUUGAAGAAAUCUUGAAGGUCUACCCAGCCAACAAGUUCUGGGUUAACCCAGAUUGUGGUUUGAAGACCAGAGGCUGGCCUGAAGUUAAGGAAUCCUUAACUAACAUGGUUGACGCUGCUAAGCACUUCCGUGGUAAGUACUAGGUUUCUUCAUGACGGUUGCAUUAUUCAAUUCUUCUAUUGUUGAUGCUGUUAUCUCUUACUAGGAUUACAUUUAUUCAACAUUAAUGUAAUUAUAUAUAUAUCUAUCUUUUUGUCUUGUUUUUGGUAAAGUUCUUUUACUUUAUCAUGCUUUUUUUUAUUAUUUGUUUGCAGAUUCUUCAAAGAAUUGUGCAUGGGGGUUUAAAAAUGAGUUGUUUGUUUAUUGGGAUUUCAACAUCGGUUAUUAUAUAAAAAAAUAUAUAUCUUAUAUUUUA
Molecule: messenger RNA, 2630 nt
Organism: [Candida] anglica
Lineage: Eukaryota; Fungi; Ascomycota; Pichiomycetes; Serinales; Debaryomycetaceae
Source: the annotation of a GenBank genome assembly